Molecule: messenger RNA, 441 nt
Organism: Thelazia callipaeda (thelaziosis nematode)
Lineage: Eukaryota; Metazoa; Nematoda; Chromadorea; Rhabditida; Thelaziidae
Source: the annotation of a GenBank genome assembly
AAAAAUAAACCUAUACCUAGGAAUUUUUUAGAACCAGGGCAAACAAUGUCGCCUAGGAAUCUUCGUUUUGCACCUCGCGUAACCCUGGAUGUUGAUCCUGAAUCCACUUUCUCUCUACUUAUGAUCGAUCCCGACAAUUUGUCACGGAAGAAUCCAAGUGUAGCAGAAUGGCUUCACUGGCUGGUCGUUAACAUCCCCGCAAGCAACAUUCAAGAGGGUAUUAAUGGCGGACAACAUCAGAUGCCAUAUGGAAGUCCAGCGCCACAGCCUCGUACCGAUUUACACCGCUACGUAAUCCUUCUUUACGAGCAUCAGGGACGACGAAUACAAGUACCAAAAAUGAAUAGCAGAGUCAAAUUCAAUACGAAAGAAUUUGUAGAAAAACACAAAUUAGGCGACCCGAUAGCAGGCAAUUUUUUCCUUGCUCAACAUGAAGGCUAA